GCCACGGUGACAGCUUCCCACCCGCCAGAAACCUUGGGGAGCGAGUCGCUCCGGCCGUCACUGGCUGCGGAGGGGCUGGAGGGACAGGGGGGCCGAGCCAGGCUGGAGGAGCCUCGCCUUCCCGAGGCGGGAGAGGAUUUUCCGGGGGCUUGUCUUCCCUUGCCGGCGACGAAUUUCCCCUCGGGCAGCGGCGGCCGCGGCGGCAGCAGCAGCAGCAGCAGCAGCGCGACCGCCUCCCGUGCAGCCCGGGGCAGGAUGCCGGUGCUGGAGCGCUACUUCCCCGCGGCGGAGCCCGGCAGAAGGCGCCCGGCCCGGGAAGGGCUGCUGCCCCCCUCCCUGGGCAGCCGGCCGGGGUGCCAGCAGGGGCCUUUGCCCUGGGACUGGCCAGAGAUGAUCCGGAUGGUAAAGCUGGUCUGGAAAUCCAAAAGUGAGCUGCAGGCGACCAGAGCGAGAGGCCUUCUGGAAAACGAGGAUGCUCUCCACGGCUCUCCAGGAGAUGUGCGUCUAAGAGGUCAGACAGGGGUUACUGCUGAACGCCGUGGCUCUUUCCCAUUCAUCGACUUCCGCCUACUUAACAAUACAACACACUCAGGGGAAAUUGGCACCAAGAAAAAGGUGAAAAGACUGUUAAGCUUUCAAAGAUACUUCCAUGCAUCGAGGCUGCUUCGUGGAAUUAUCCCCCAAGCCCCUCUUCACCUGCUGGAUGAAGACUACCUUGGGCAAGCAAGGCAUAUGCUCUCCAAAGUGGGAAUGUGGGAUUUUGACAUUUUCUUGUUUGAUCGCUUGACAAAUGGAAACAGCCUGGUAACACUUCUGUGCCACCUCUUCAACACCCAUGGGCUCAUUCAUCAUUUCAAGCUAGACAUGGUGACUUUACACAGGUUUUUAGUCAUGGUUCAAGAGGAUUACCACAGCCAAAACCCAUAUCACAAUGCUGUUCACGCGGCCGACGUCACCCAGGCCAUGCACUGCUAUCUGAAGGAGCCAAAGCUCGCCAGUUUCCUCACGCCGCUGGACAUCAUGCUUGGCCUGCUGGCUGCAGCCGCACACGACGUUGACCACCCGGGGGUGAACCAGCCAUUUUUGAUCAAAACCAACCACCACCUUGCCAACCUGUAUCAGAAUAUGUCUGUGCUGGAGAAUCACCACUGGCGAUCUACAAUUGGCAUGCUUCGAGAAUCCAGGCUUCUGGCUCACUUGCCAAAGGAGAUGACGAGGGAUAUUGAACAGCAGUUGGGCUCCUUGAUCUUGGCAACAGACAUCAACAGGCAGAAUGAAUUUUUGGCCAGAUUGAAAGCUCACCUCCACAAUAAAGAUUUAAGACUGGAGGAUGCACACGACAGGCACUUUAUGCUUCAGAUCGCCUUGAAGUGUGCCGACAUCUGCAACCCUUGCAGAAUCUGGGAGAUGAGCAAGCAGUGGAGCGAAAGGGUCUGUGAGGAAUUCUACAGACAAGGUGACCUCGAACAGAAAUUUGAACUGGAAAUCAGUCCUCUUUGUAAUCAACAGAAAGAUUCAAUCCCUAGCAUACAAAUUGGUUUCAUGACCUACAUCGUGGAGCCGCUCUUCCGGGAAUGGGCCCGCUUCACGGGAAACAGCCCCCUGUCUGAGAACAUGCUGAGCCACCUAGCACACAACAAGGCCCAGUGGACAAGCCUGUCGCACAAGCAGCCCAGAAGCAGCGGGGGUGGCAGCCCCGACCGCGCAGGCCCAGGGAUGGAGAGCAGGGAGCAGACCGCCCCGGAGGCCGAGGCCCUGUAGAGCCGCCCAGCCCGGCCCUGCUCCGAGAUGCCAGAGGCCUCGGAGAGGGUGCCGAGAGGGGACCAGCUCCCGGGGUUCCUGCCAAUGCCCCUAGCCACUCUCUGAGUUCUGUUCUUGGGCUCUUCUGAAUGCCCCUUCCUCCCAAUGACCCACGUCCCUCCACUCUCCCAGCAUCCAGAAGCCAUUUGUCACCUCAGCAUGAGCUGCUGAAACAAGCAGCUCCAUUCGGCAAAGUGGAAGCGAUUCCAGAGGCAGGCUUGCCGCCCCACGGAGAAGACCGGGGAGCAAGAAGGAGGUGCUCUGCCCUGUCCCCCGGGCCCCGAGUCCCGCUGUGCCAGGCACAGCUCCUGAGGCCAGAGCACGUUAGCAUCCGCCAGUGGACACUGGGCUGCACGUCUAAACACCAGCAAAUUCGGAGCUCCGAGGAUAUUGGUCUUACACGCAAGAGCACAAACGAGAGCGCGUGAGAAAGAAUCUUUUAUUUUAAUAAUAAUUAUUAUAAAAAUAAUAAUACAUCUUUUUAACUUUUAUAUUUUAUGCACUAGACAAUGGAUCUAAAACUUUGGACUAAGCUUACUCAAUGCACCCAAACUGAACAAGGGGGAACAUUGUUUUAUGGACUUUCGGCCACUUUGGGUCAGAGAUUUGGCAUCUUCUCGAUUUAAGAAACUGCGUUUCCCAUGCAAUCCGAGGAGAAGGUGCUGUAGAGUUCAUUCCUUUGCACCCUUAGGCAGUCUGAAUUUGAUGGAUAGCUCAGAUUCAGCAACAUGUUUAUAUUUUCACGUGUACAUUUUCUGUAAAUACCGAGCGCUACUGAUUCUCAUGCCAAAAUACAUGAGUGUUAUAUGGGAUUGCUACCUAUAUAAACGAUGGCACUGUGAACAGAUUCUUGAUAGUUUUCAUGCAAGAGAAUGCAUUUGUAAAUAUGGUAUAGAGUUUAUUAAUAUACUAUUGUUCGCUGAUAAAGGCCUUAACUUUUCUGAAAGCUGCCCCUCCUGAAGUCCUCACAGGUAUCUUUCCAAACUGCCUUCCCACAUCCCUCUCUAGGCUUUGCAGCUAAAGUCACAAACCAAAACAGAAUAAAGCCCUCGAGGAGAUAUUCUGGAAACUUCAUGUGCCGUCCACCUGAGACCGUGAUGUUUAAUGUCUGGCACUAAGCAGGUUUCCUCAGCUUAACAAGGCGCUUGAGCAAGCCUAAAGCUGCGUGUCAGUGCGGCCGCGGGGCACGCUCUCUUUUAACAGCCAGCUGAAAAGCGUGUGUUUGUGGCACAUGGCGAUGUGUCACCCCCCCCAAGAGAGCUUCUCUGACCCUGUCAUCCGACCAUCAGGGAAUUCCCUGCGCCCACCACACACAUUUGUCUGUCAUGGCUACAGUACCAAAGUACCUUUGGUUUACGGUUGGCGUCCAUUUCUUUGGAGUUAAUAGUAACUGGGUUUUUAUUUUUCCUUAAUUUUGUGUGAACAGCUACCCAACUGUUUAGCUGAAGUCUCCAUUAUUUAAGUAAAGAAAACAUUUUGGUUUUCCAAAAGACUUUACCUUCACUGGCAGGUAAUUGUGGUUGAUUAUGGUUCUAGCCAGCCUGGGCACUUUGGAAUUCCGUUGCCUUUCUUUUUACAUGCCCAUAAAACCAAUUUGUUGUAGUGUUCUUCUCUAGUCUAUUAAGCUCAAUGCAUUGAACCUUUUCUUUAGAAGUUCCAACAUAACUAAUGUUAGGUGAAAAUUGGCAAUACCCCUUUCUCUUGCCCAUAAACAAUUUAGUCGUGGGAGAAUGCUAAUUUCUGCCACUAUCAAGCAGUUUUUCAAGCCUGAUAGAAUAACAGCUAAAUCUCAUUUAUUUAUUUUUCUCCUAACACUCAAAAUGAAAUGUUGGAAAUGUGACUGGAUUGUAAUAAGUUCCUGUAGACAGACUAAGCUUAGCCAUGUCAAGUUUAAAGGAGAAAUUUUGGAGUGUCGGUUGCAUUAAUUUUCAUUGAAGUAGGGGAGGUUAUCAGAUGUUGCUGAAGUAACUUGUGAAAAGCUGAUGAAAUGGUUCGAUGAUAAGUUGAAAUUAUUGAUAUGGGUAAGAAGGGAAGUUGCAAAAACUGAACACGAACUUUGUUUUUCUAUAAUAACUGUAAACUGAUAGAUAUUUCUUUAUCACUUUAAUACUCUGAAGCUCUCAGUUCAGUGAGGCCCCAAAAGAGAAUAUGAUGGAUGGAAACUUGCUUCCAAAACCUCCCCUACCUCGAUUUGAUGAUGCAGAAAGGGCUUUGAGUGGUCUAUUUUUAAUGUCCAUGAGAUCAAGUCAAGGGAAGAAAUCACUGAGGAUGAUAAAACGAGGCAAUAGAAGACACUCUUUUAGCUAAUGGGGCCUCUGGCUUGAGUUUAGGAAAUGGACCUCGUUUAAAUUAUAACGACAUUCUAAUUUAAAUAAAUAAGACGGGUAUUAGUGCUUCCAAGUCUAUAGGGCGAAAGUGUUUAUGUUAUAAUUAGGUCUUGAACUCACACAAAAAAACUAUCAGCUAUCCAAUGGUUAAGCUAUGAGUACAAUGAAAGUCUGAAGCAAAAGAGACAUGAUGCACAAAACAGGUUCAUCUGUCUCCUUCAUUCAGUCAUCUUUGGCAGAUGAAGAGAAAGGAUGUGAAAAUGUGAAAACCUCUUUUUUUUUUUUUUUCCCUACUAGUUAGUGGUGCACUUGCAAUAUUUAGAUAGAGGGAGUUGGAUUUCUAGUUAAAACACAGCCAUUGGAUUACCCGUGGACUUUGUCAUUACAAUUCUUCUCCUAGUCCAUGGACCGACAGUUGACUUACCAAAUUUGAUUUUCAUUGCUUGAGAAAAAAGGAAUCAAAGGGCUAUUGCUUUGGGGAGUGAAUGGUAAAGUUAGGAUCAAAUUAAAUGAGAGAAAUUAUAUCACUGCCCAGCCCAAUAGCAAAGGCCACUUUUCCUUUCAACAGCAGCAGUGACUAGUGAGAACCUCAUCCAAGAAACAGUGGCCUGCCCAUAACUCCCUUCUAGGCACUGCCACCAUCAGCCUCUUUCCUACCAGCUGACAGCUUCCCACAAAGGGAUUUGGAGAGCAUCCCAUGAUACUGUGUUCAAAUGCUUCCUGCAAAAUCCAGACUCGGUUUUGUAGCCUUUUCUCCCUUUGGAUCAGAUCUGCUCACUGAUUUGGAUUUGGUUUAUGAACUUGUGUUUCACUAUUUCUCAUGCUUUGUUCUUUUAAGCAAACCCUUAAAAUUGUGUUGUUUUGUGUGCAAACGUGAAGUUUGGGGGAAAAAAAAAAAAAAAAAAAAAAAAAA
Choloepus didactylus (southern two-toed sloth) is the source of this 5040-nucleotide messenger RNA. It is a transcript of the gene PDE7B, whose product is annotated as phosphodiesterase 7B. The coding region runs from base 256 to 1761 and encodes 501 amino acids. Gene Ontology annotation, molecular function: 3',5'-cyclic-AMP phosphodiesterase activity. Lineage: Eukaryota; Metazoa; Chordata; Mammalia; Pilosa; Megalonychidae. The transcript is spliced from 12 exons. The record is from RefSeq and is a predicted model, not a curated record.